This is a messenger RNA of Epinephelus fuscoguttatus (brown-marbled grouper), 1305 nucleotides long. RefSeq lists its product as uncharacterized. NCBI's taxonomy places the organism in Eukaryota, Metazoa, Chordata, Actinopteri, Perciformes, Serranidae. Bases 162 to 1004 code for a protein of 280 amino acids. The transcript is spliced from 2 exons. The record is from RefSeq and is a predicted model, not a curated record.
GGUAGUUGCCUCCCCCAAAGAAGCUCGGCGAAUCCAGCUUCCUGUGGGAAUCUGUGGGCCAACUGAUUAAUGUGCUUAAGGAGAGACUUGAACUUGAAGGUGAUUUUUCACUACAAUUUGAGGAUCCAGAUUUUGGAAAUGCACUCUGCAACUUGACAGCAAUGUCUGAAUUACCAUCUGAGCGUGCAGUCCUGCAUAUUAUGUGGGACUGUGAUUCAUCUCUACUUAACCAAUCCAGUGACCAUUCCACUGGUUCAGUCUCUUCUCUUGAUACAGCCAGUGUUCACUCUGAUUAUUUCAGGUCCAGCUAUACAGAUUCCACCCAGAGCAAUUUAAGGCAUGUCACGGAGUGGCCCUCACCAUUUCCUAUCCCUAAGUUCUCAUACGAUGUUGAGCUAAAAUUGCGCAAGGGCAAUGAGACAUAUGAAAAGUCAAAGAAAGGACUUGACGUGACAAGAGACAUUAAAAUGGAAAUUUUGGAUAAAGUUGCACAGGCAAUUUUUGAGAUCAAAAGCUACCCUGAGAAAGAGGAACUUGAAUCAGUUGCCUCUUCGCUGGUUCUCAAGUAUCCCUGCCUGAAGGAGCCAGGUAGCAUCACAGGCUACGAUGGAUGGAAAACAAGUAUCAAGUACAAACUGGGAAACUACCGGUCAAAGCUGCGUCAGGCGGGCUGCAGUGAGGUAGAUGUAAACAAGAAAAGAACAGCAGAUGUGGAUGACAGUCCUUUCACCCUCAAAAAGCCCAAACGUGGAGAGGUCAGUCAUGUCCCAGAUCAUCCGCAACACCAUGAUGAUUCUACUCUUGAAGAGGAAAGAGUUGCUCUGGUCAACGAAAUGAAGAAGAAGAAAAAGAACAUGACACUGAUCCGGCACAAGAUGGGGCUGACAUUUUCCCUGAGGCGGAGAGAGGUGGUGGAAGGGCAGCCUAUGGUAUCAGAGGUCCAGGAGAGAUGGCCUGUGCUGUUUUCUGUUGAGGAGGGUGCACAGGAAAAGAUGCAAGCAUGAGACAUUGUGCAUGACAAGUGUGGCAGACCCUGCAGCUUGUGACCAGCUGACAAGUAGGUGAUGUUACAGUUAUUACAAUCAAAUUGCAUUGUUUUGUAUUUGUAUUAUAUUGUUGUGUUGUAUUUGUUUGUAUUGUUCAGGUAUCUGAAGAGUUUCAUCGGAUCACUGGCAAAGACCUCCUGGGGACUUUCGGUGCAUCUCUUGAGAAAUAUGUGCCUCGCUGCCUCGCCUGCUGAGACUGUACUGGGCUAGGAGGGGAGCUUUUGGUCAGAAGAUGGAUGAUCUCCUGGAAAAGCUUGAU